This is a messenger RNA of Pogona vitticeps (central bearded dragon), 2520 nucleotides long. RefSeq names its product UV stimulated scaffold protein A (gene UVSSA). Gene Ontology annotation, biological process: response to UV; transcription-coupled nucleotide-excision repair. Gene Ontology annotation, molecular function: RNA polymerase II complex binding. NCBI's taxonomy places the organism in Eukaryota, Metazoa, Chordata, Lepidosauria, Squamata, Agamidae. Gene Ontology annotation, cellular component: chromosome. The record is from RefSeq and is a predicted model, not a curated record.
UUGGACGGCGGGCUUGUUGCUCUGCGGCUGAGGCUCCGCAGCUCCUCUGGGGUCACUUAUGGCGUCGCCUUGUAGCGAAAGGCGAGGGGUUGAAGGAGGAGCUGCCUGUCGUCGUCGUCGUCGUCGUUUGGAGAGGGAGUGAAAGAGGCUUCCGGAAGGAAAGCGAGAAGAUGGAUCAAAGGUUGUCUCAGCUUGUGGAGCACCUUACAACUUCAGGAGAACCCCAGCUGGAUUCUCAGAAGAUGAAGGAACUAAAGAAGAUUUGCAGGUCUUCAGAUGAGCAUAUUUGUCACAUUUAUCACCUGUUAAUGACACAGCUGAAUGAAGACCAUGCUCAGAUACGUCUUUCAGCAUUCCAAAUUGUAGAUGAACUUUUUACACGAUCACAUCAGUUUAGGACUUUAAUUAUAUCAAACUUCCAAGAAUUAUUGGAGCUUACGGUGGAAACGGACUAUGAUCAGCCUCUUCCUCCACCAGAAGAAGUAGCUCAGAAGCUGAAAACAGUAGCUAUUAAAUCUGUUCAAAGGUGGCAUGAAGAGUAUGGGGAGGCCUACAAGAAACUUUCACUUGGAUACUAUUUCUUAAAGCAAAACAAGAAGGUGGAUUUUCAAAAUGUAAGUGCCAGAACUCUAGCCGAAAGAAAAAGAGAUGAAGAAAAACAAAAACGAUUGGAUAGCAUUUAUGGAGAAAAGGCCAAGAAAGCUGAGAAGGAAAUGGAAGAUAUGUCCGUAGAAAUCCAAGCUGUGCUGACGGAGUUGGAAAACUGUUUUCGGCUUUUGAUGCCAGAUCCUUUUGACUUUAUGGUGAAUGACACUGAAACUGUUCAUUGGAGGACAACUGAAGUGGGCAAAACUGUUUCCUCUUCAUCUGUACAGACGGUUCCUUUGAUUGAUGAUGACGAGCAGCCUUGUUGUAGCAAAAACCUUCCUUCUCUCUCUCUGGUUCCAAAAAUUGACAGUGGAGACCUGAACAAGGAAACGCAGAAGAACAUAAAUACUGAAGACUGCUUAGACUUUCAGUUGACUUCUGCUGAUGCCAGUGAAGAUGAUCAUGCAACCUUUGUUCGGAGUCAUGGUCUUGGUUCUCAUAAAUACACUCUCAGUCUGGAAAUACCCACAGAUGUGAAGCUGCAUGAGAAUGAAGACAAUACAGCUAUAAUAAAUAAUAUUAAAGAUUCUCAUAAGCUCAUCCAAAAUAAAUUCUUACCUUCAGUGCAAUCUUGGAUUCAGUUGUUCACAAGGGCUGGAAUAAGUGACAAUCGUCUAAAACAAGCCAUUGAUCUUAAAAAUACAUUGGAAACUGCUAUGAAGAAAAAUAAAGAAAUAAAUAUUGACUUUGAAGAGAGAAAGAAGAAAGUGGUAAAAGCUACAAAUGAUGAUGAUGACGACGACGAUGACUUUGUAGAAGUGCCUGAGAAGGAAGGCUAUGAGCCACACAUUCCUGAUCACCUCCGAAAGGAAUACGGUCUGGAGCCUGCAAUACCUCCAAAACCCUUAGCAGUUGGGAUAGUAAAGAAGACAUCUAUACCGACCUCCCAGUUCCAUCCUAAAAGAAAUGAAGAAGAAUGUGAUCCAACCUGCGCAGCAGCUACAUGGAAAAUCAUCCAAGAUAAACUACCGAGGAGUCAAGCUACAGAUGACAGUGUAUCUAGAAAUUCUGAGCCAACAGCUUCUGGGGAGAGGAACAAUACGUGUGAAGACGAAAAAGCCAAGGCUCCUUUUGUGCCUUUUGGGUUGGAUCUUUUUUACUGGGGCCAAGAGCAACCAGAAUCUUCUAGCAAGAUUCUUAAAUUUUCUUCUCAGCACCGCUUUUGGGCACCCAAUGAAGUUGAAGAAGAAGUGGAAAACAAAGAAAUUGCAGAGUUGCUGAAAAGCAGAUACAUAACCUUUGCUGGCAAGUUUGAACCAGUGAAACAUAAAUGUCGGGCACCGAUGCCUAAUGGAAAUCUUUGUGAAAGGCAGGAUAGGUUUAAGUGCCCUUUUCAUGGAAAAAUAAUACCUCGUGAUGAAUCUGGAAUCCCUGUCAAUGAAGAGGACAGAGUCAAGGAAGCAAAGAAUGAAUUUGAGAAAAGGGAAAAGCACCCAGAAUGGCAAGAUCCAGAAUUCAUGAGGGAAGUUGAAGCAUCCACAGGGGCUGAUCUUGGAUCUUCUCGGUAUAGUGGGAAAGGAAAAGGAGGAAAAACCAAAGGAAAGAAGAAAUAUCCCAAGCUGGUAGAUCUGAAACAACAGGCAAACACUUGUCGUUCCCGCCUGGAGAAGAAAGUUUUCAAUAAAGCUGCAGUGAAGCGGGUGGUGAAAGCAAUGAAUCAAAUGGAUCAAAGAAAGCAUGAAAAGUUUGCAAACCAGUUUAACUAUGCACUGAAUUGAAGGUUAUUAAUGUCAAGAUUGAGAAGACACUGACCAAUACAGCUGUUCUUAAAGCCCUGUAGAUAAAACAUUUAUUGGAAUAUAUUAUAUUAAUGUCAGUUUAUAUUGAUGUCAAUUUUAAUAAAUCAGUUGUGUGUGUGUGUUGUAUAUUCCA